Molecule: messenger RNA, 519 nt
Organism: Lactuca saligna
Lineage: Eukaryota; Viridiplantae; Streptophyta; Magnoliopsida; Asterales; Asteraceae
Source: the annotation of a GenBank genome assembly
AUGCAAAGGAACUCAGUACCUGUUCGUCAACUAAUUCAAUACAAGGGACAACUGGAUCCAUUGAUGGGUGAUGCCCUUAAUAAGUCUGUAAGAGAAACCACUCUAGAAGCUUUAUCAGCUAUAUUUGUUGGAGAUGACAACAGUAAACCACUACCACAAGAAGGUCUUACACAACGUAUAAAAGGUUUUGGAAACACAAACUUUGAUGUUCCAUCUGAUGAUAAGAAGUCAUUUCUUAGUGAUAUGGUUGGCAUUGGAAGUGCAACAAUCAAUCAAGGGUUAAAUAGCUUAUCACAAGCUCAAAGUCAUAAUAAAAAUGACACAGGAACUUACAAGGAUCCUAAUUUGAGAAUAUCAUUGACUAAUGAAUCGAGUUACUCUGAUAGCGAAGAACUUUCUAGUCAUGCUGCACUUUCUUCUAGGUCAUCAACAAAUGCAUCUGGAUCUUGGGGUCAAGAUCUAAACACAAGUCAAGUAGAUACUGAAAAUGGGAAUGCAAGCUCAAGUUAUUCGAAUUAA